Molecule: messenger RNA, 2571 nt
Organism: Sesamum indicum (sesame)
Lineage: Eukaryota; Viridiplantae; Streptophyta; Magnoliopsida; Lamiales; Pedaliaceae
Product: Plasma-membrane choline transporter family protein
Biological process (GO): transmembrane transport
Cellular component (GO): membrane
Molecular function (GO): transmembrane transporter activity
Source: RefSeq, a predicted model, not a curated record
ACUCCUGUUGGAUUCUUGUCCCUUUUCACACUCCCUCUUCCUACUUUCUCCUCCACUGUCCCCCCUGCUCCACUCUCCAUUCCCAUUUCCCUCAAACAUACUCUCUCUCUCUCUCUCUCUCGGAGAACAUUGCUAGUUGUUUCUUGUUUCUCUCUCUCUCUCUCUCUCUCUCUCUCUAAGUUUGCAGCAGAUAUACAGGGGGAGUGAAGAAAGAUGAGAGGGCCAUUGGGUCCAGUGAUAGGGAAGUAUCCAUCGUCUAGUGACGGGAAUGGUGGGAUGGGGAAUGGGAGCAAUGAUAUCAUAAAACACAACAGAAAAUGCAGAGAUGUGGUGUUUCUUGUUAUAUUCAUCGCAUUUUGGAUAGCAAUGAUUGUUAACUCCAGCUUUGGUUUCAACCAGGGAAACCCAUCGAGGCUAAUCUAUGGGCUGGACUAUAAAGGGAACGUGUGUGGCGAUAGACAUGCUGACCCGGAUCUCCGUGAAUUGGAACUCAGAUAUUGGCUAAAUCCUAAUCAGGUUUACCAAACUGGUGUAAAGGGCAGCAAAUUCCAGCUCUCCAAUGCUCGGAGUAUUUGCUUGAUGGACUGCCCUAUUCCAUCUGAGGACGGAGUCAAUUGGGUCUGUGACUAUCCCGAGGGAGAUAUUCAUAUCUCGGUUGAUGACUGGAUUGAUAGAAAUUAUGAUUAUUUUGCAGACCUGACUCCUGAACUCAGGAACACUUCUCUUCAGCUUCAGGGUCCCUGCUAUCCAGUUAUAUUUCCUAGUGUCAAUGUUUAUUGGACCUGCCAGUUCAUUGCGCGUGCAUCAAAUGUAUCUUUGACGCAUUGGCAGCAGAUGGGAGGGGUGAAAGUCAUAGAGGACAUUGCGAUUGAUAAAUCCAUCCACAAAGCAAUUAACUCAAGGUCAUCAGUACUAAAGAGAUAUGUGGCUGACGUUGGAAAAUCUUGGCCUGUACUGCUCGUUUGUGGAGGGUUUCUGCCACUGUUCCUAUCAAUCAUUUGGCUUUUGAUGAUCCGUCAUUUUGUUACUGGAAUGCCAUGGAUCACAGUGAUUCUUUUCAAUAUGCUCAUUAUAUCUGUGACAAUGUUCUACUACUUGAAAGCUGGAUGGAUUGGAAAUGAUGCCAUCUCCCCAAUCAUUGGUGAGCAUGACCCAUAUUAUCAUGUGUCCGCAAGGGAGCUGAAUCAUCUGCAUGCGGCUGCUGUCUUCAUGACCGUUCUCAUGGUUGUUGCUUUCCUAUCCUCGAUUGCAGUAGUCCGUCGUAUCCUUAUGGCAACAUCUGUCCUGAAGGUUGCAGCGAAGGUCAUUGGAGAAGUCCAGGCUCUGAUAAUUUUUCCUGUUAUACCAUAUGCCAUACUGGCUAUUUUUUACAUGUUCUGGUUAUCAGCUGCUCUUCACCUUUUCAGUUCUGGAAGUGUUGUACAAAAUGACUGUGGUGCUAACUGUUGUGCUUAUGACCUCAAAGCAAAGAGGUUGAGCUGUAAUAGUUGCUGUGGCUAUAGCAUCCAAUACACUUCUCAUAUUGCUGCUGCAAUCCUUUUCCACCUAUUCGGUGGUUACUGGGCUACUCAGUUUGUCAUAGCAUGCUCAUCAACAGUGAUUGCAGGUUCUGUUGCUUCAUAUUACUGGGCUCGAGGGGAAGCAUCGCCAGAGAUCCCCUUCCUUCCUGUUUUUUCUUCAAUGAAGCGGCUUGUACGAUACAGUCUAGGAUCUAUUGCUCUUGGUUCUCUAGUUGUGUCGUUUGUUGAAUCAAUACGAUUUAUACUUGAAGCACUUCGCCGGAAGCUUAAACUUGUUAACUCUAUGCCUCAAAGCUGGAUAGGGAAAGUGAUAUAUCAGACUUCACAAUGUUGCCUCAAGUGUAUUGGAUGCAUCAUCAGAUCUGUAAACCGCAAUGCUUACAUCAUGAUUGCAAUUACAGGAAAAGGUUUCUUUAAAGCUUCUGAGAUUGCAACAGAGUUGAUCAUGAGUAACAUCCUGAGGAUUGGGAAGGUGAAUGUCAUAGGAGACGUGAUUCUCUUUCUCGGGAAGCUAUGUGUCAGCCUUACCAGUGCACUUUUUGCUUUUCUGAUGUUGGACACUCACAGAUAUAAGUCUGCACAUAACAAGAUCUCCUCACCGCUGUUUCCUGUCCUGGUGUGCUGGGUGUUUGGGUACAUUGUGGCUACUCUCUUUUUUGGAGUGGUGGAGAUGUCCAUCGAUACCAUCAUCCUUUCGUUCUGCCAAGACUCGGAUGAACACCAAGGGACUGCUCAAUAUGCUCCUCCAUUGCUGAUUGAGACUCUCAAUGACCAAAAUGAGACGCAAAGAUUGACACAAUGAGCUUCUUGAAAUGACCUUCAAUGCCAGUUUAGUGUUUUCAUAUAGGCUAAUUAAUGGCACUUGAUUUUCCAUGGCGAAAGUAAUCCUUUUUACUAACUUGGUUUUGGCCCCAACACCAAAACACUAUAUAGUCCUCUGGUUGAAUGUAUAUAUGAGUUGAGAUUGAAAGAGUUAUUGGUCCUACAAUUUAUUUGCUUUUAAGUGUUAAAACUUUCUCUUCUUUUCUUUUGCAAAGAUUCAUUGUAUGUA